AUGUCGACUUUCAGACCUUCCAAGAUUCUCGUCUUUGGCGCGACGGGUAACAUUGGCCUUUUCAUUACCGAGGCCUUGCUGGACGCCAGCCCCUCGUUCGGUCAAAUCACCAUUUUCACAUCGCCCGCCACGGUGGAAAAGAAACCGGCGCUGCUCGAUGGCUGGAAGAAAAAGGGCGCCAAGGUUAUCAGCGGCGACGUCGACGAUAACGAGCAGAUCCAGGCCGCUUACAGGGAUGCCGAUACGGUCAUCUCGGCACUGGGCAGGAAUGUCAUUGAGAAGCAGAUUGACCUGAUCAAGCUGGCCGAGGAGACCGACUCUGUCAAAUGGUUUUUCCCCUCCGAAUAUGGCACCGACAUCGAGUACAGCCCCAAGAGCGCCGACGAGAAGCCUCACCAGGCCAAGCUCAAAGUGCGCAGGUACAUCCGCGAGAACGUCCGGCGGCUCAAGUACACGUACCUCGUGACGGGCCCGUACGUCGACAUGUUCUUGACGCUGCCCGCCGUGGCGCAGGAAGCCGGCGGGUUUGACACGGCCAACCGCAAGGCUGUCCUUGUCGAGGAUGGCGAGGGCAAGGUCGGCUUAAUCACCAUGAAGGACGUUGGCAAGACUCUGGUCGCCUCGCUCCGUCACCCCGAGGCAUCCUUCAACCGCGCCCUCAAGGUACAGUCCUUCGUGGCGACCGGCAAAGACAUCUUGGCCGAGUAUGAGAAGCAGACGGGUGCCAAGUGGGAAGUGGUCUACUCGCCGCUGCAGAAGCUCAGGGAGGCCGAGGAGAAGGCGUGGGCCGAUGGCGUCCCUUAUGCGACCAUCUUCACUCUGCGACGCAUCUGGGCCGAGGGUGGCACGUUGUACGAGAAGACGGACAACGAGAGGAUCGGGCUUGGGCCCCAAGAUGUCGAGACGCUAGAGGUGGCCGUGAAACGGUCAUUGGGUAAGGCUCAAUAG
Colletotrichum higginsianum IMI 349063 is the source of this 948-nucleotide messenger RNA. RefSeq names its product NmrA-like family protein. Lineage: Eukaryota; Fungi; Ascomycota; Sordariomycetes; Glomerellales; Glomerellaceae. Gene Ontology annotation, molecular function: oxidoreductase activity. The record is from RefSeq and is a predicted model, not a curated record. The coding region runs from base 1 to 948 and encodes 315 amino acids. The transcript has 2 exons.